Molecule: messenger RNA, 728 nt
Organism: Orbicella faveolata
Lineage: Eukaryota; Metazoa; Cnidaria; Anthozoa; Scleractinia; Merulinidae
Cellular component (GO): plasma membrane
Molecular function (GO): calcium ion binding; signaling receptor activity
Source: RefSeq, a predicted model, not a curated record
GACUACAAGAUGUAUUCUCAGGUCAAUAUGAUCUGUCUAUUGACCCCGAUAGACUCACCGAGGCUGGUCGCCUGCAUGUUGGUCACGUGAUAGCAACAUUGUCAUACAGCGGAGAUCAAGACAGUUACACAGACCCUAACACUGGAGAAAGGGUCGAGAAAAUCACAGAGGACAUUUAUACGUCAUUUUAUUUCUAUGUUUUAGAUUCAUCUUGUGUACAACCGUUGGGAAUGAGGAGUGGUGGUAUCAAGGAAAGCCAAUUUCUUUCAUCCUCAUUUUACAAAGAAACUCAUUUCUCACUCGGUCACAGUCCUCACCAAGCAAGGUUUGGUGGGGCCGGGUACUGGUCUCCAGUUGGUGGAUCUGCAUCUAUUGACAGUGGGCAGUUUCUACAGAUCGCUUUCAAGACUCCUAUGCAGCUGAAAAUGAUCGUAGUACAAGGAAAACCAAACUCCACAGAGCAUGUCAGGACAUUCGAUGCGUUGACAAGUACGAACGGAGAUGUGUGGAGGAAGGAAAAGGCAUUGCUUCCAAAGGCUAGUAUCAACGUAAAGAGUGGAGAUUCUGCGGUUCCGACUGUCUACCAAUCCCUCUCGGCCACACGCUUUCUUCGAAUACAGCCCAGAUCUUGGUAUAAAGAAAGUACCCUUCGAAUCGAGGUUUACGGCUGUCUUCUUUCAGCAGCACAGACCCAAGGUCUUGUUCUAGGUUUUUCUAACAAGUCCUAG